UCAAAGCACAGCGCCUGAUAUCGUCAAAACCGGACAAACUGAUCAGAUCACAAGGAAUAAUAUCUCAUGUGAACAAGUGGGAUUGUUUUCAAUCAACUGAAAGAAAAAAACAACAACAGCACAACUGCUAAUUGGACAAGAAAUUCCACGAGCUUGGCUGAAUACCAAGCUUCGGAUGAGUAUUACAACAGAGGAAUUAUACUUGCAACUUUGGAAAGAAAUCAAGACGAUUGAAUUGGAUUGUUUGUUGCUUUCUAAAUGACUUUUACGAGUGGAAUUGAAGUACUUUGUGGCGGAAAGUAAGAAACAGAGACUUAGGACCCUCCUCUCUCUGUCUGGACACAGACGGACAAUGCUGGCAGUCGGGCUGUUGUGGGUGCGGACCCUCCCUCUCCUGGCGCUCUGGGCUCUGGGGUCACAAGGGGAACCCCUUUCUGCUCCACGGGUCUUCCUCUCCUUCAAAGAAAUGAGGUCCACUGGCACAGCCCACCAUUUCUCCUUCCUGCUCAACACGACGGAUUACCGCAUCUUGCGCAUGGACGAAGACCACGACCGUAUGUACGUUGGCAGCAAGGACUACAUCCUUUCUCUGGACCUACACGAUAUCAACAAGGAGCCUCUCAUUAUCCACUGGCCCGUUUCCCCGCAAAGGAAAACUGAAUGCAUUUUAUCUGGGAAGGACACCAACGGAGAAUGUGGAAACUUUAUUCGUCUGGUCGAGCCGUGGAACCGCACACACCUGUACAUCUGUGGAACAGGGGCAUACAAUCCCGUCUGCACCUAUGUGAACCGAGGACACAAGGCCCAGGCCGCCCUACACCUGCAGAUGCCCCAGUCCGGAGGGAGGGCCAGUCGCGCCGCAGAUUACAGCACCACUCCCGAGCCAAUGGGACAUCAGGAAUACAUCUUCCGCCUGGAACCAGGCAGAGUGGAUUCUGGAAAAGGGAAGUGUCCCUACGACCCCAAACUCAACAGUGUCUCUGCUUUGAUCAAUGGUGAACUCUACGCUGGGGUCUACAUUGACUUCAUGGGAACAGACUCUGCCAUCUUCCGCACUCUGGGGAAACAGACUGCCAUGCGAACGGACCAGUAUAACUCCCGAUGGUUAAAUGAUCCAACAUUCAUCCAUGCACACCUAAUUCCUGACAGUGCAGAGAGGAACGAUGACAAGCUCUACUUUUUCUUCCGGGAGAAGGCCUCGGAGAUGGGCCAGAAUCCCGUGGCGCAGGCUCGGAUUGGCAGGAUCUGUCUGAAUGAUGAUGGAGGUCACUGCUGCCUUGUAAACAAGUGGAGCACCUUCCUGAAGGCCCGACUCAUCUGCUCUGUGCCAGGGGCUGACGGGAUUGAGACACACUUUGAUGAGCUUCGGGAUGUGUACAUCCAGCAGACACAGGACACCAAGAAUCCGGUCAUCUAUGGUGUCUUUUCUGUCUCUGGGUCUGUGUUCAAAGGCUCCGCAGUGUGUGUCUAUUCCAUGGCCGACAUCCGCAUGGUGUUCAACGGGCCUUUCGCUCACAAGGAGGGGCCCAACUACCAGUGGGUGGCCUACACUGGGAAGAUCCCCUACCCCCGGCCUGGGACAUGCCCAGGAGGAACGUUCACGCCAAACAUGAAGUCCACCAAGGAUUACCCUGACGAAGUCAUCAACUUCAUGCGGAACCACCCAACCAUGUACAAUGCAGUGUACCCGGUGCACAAGCGCCCCCUGGUGGUGAGGACGAACGUCGACUACGAGUUCACCACCAUCACAGUGGACCAGGUGACAGCUGCAGAUGGGAGCUACGAGGUGCUUUUCCUGGGGACAGAUCGAGGAACGGUUCAGAAGGUGAUAGUUCUGCCCAGAGAUGACUUGCAGACUGAAGAGCUGGUGCUGGAGGAGGUGGAGGUGUUCAAGGUUCCAACUCCAAUUACGACAAUGAAAAUUUCAUCCAAAAGGCAACAGCUGUACGUGGGGUCAGCGGUGGGCGUGACUCACCUGGCCCUGCAUCGCUGUGACGUGUACGGAGAGGCCUGCGCUGACUGCUGCCUGGCCCGCGACCCCUACUGCGCCUGGGACGGCAAGUCCUGCUCACGCUACUCUGCGUCGCAGAAGAGAUCUGACCCAUUUAGGCGCAGCCGUCGACAGGACGUGAAGUAUGGGAACCCCAUUCGGCAGUGCCGAGGAUACAACUCCAACGCCAAUAAGAACACCCUGGAGAUGGUGCAGUAUGGGGUGGAGGGCAGCAGCACCUUCCUGGAGUGCCAGGCCAGGUCCCCGCAUGUGUCAAUCAAGUGGCACCUGCAGAAAGAUAACAGCGACAGGAAGAAAGAGAUGCGGUCGGACGGGCGGGUCCUGAAGACGGAGCAGGGCCUCCUUCUGCGCUCCUUGCAGCUGUCGGACGGCGGGGUGUACUACUGCACCUCCACGGAGAAGAACUUCAAACACACGCUGGUGCGGGUGCAGCUGCUGGUGCUGUCGGCGCGCGCCAUCAACAACGUGCUGGCGGAGACGGGCGGCCCCGCCGCCUCCACCGCCUCGCUCCAGUCCAGCGCCUGGACCCCCAGCGCCGGCCAGUACAAGGACCUGCUCACCAUCCUCAGCCAGCCCGAGAUGAGCCUCAUCAACCAGUACUGCCAGGACUACUGGCACCUGGGCAGCGCCAGCCCCAAGGACCCCGGGCUGGGCUCCAUCCGAGGGAAGGAGCUGAAGGAGCUGAAGAAGCCGCGCAACCGCCGGAAUCACAACGAGAUGGAGGGCCAGGAGACAUGAGGAGCUCACCUCCCCAGCCUCCACACGCUCACACACAUACACAUACGCACACCUACGCACACAUACGCACACACACACUCACACAGACACACGCACAUACACUCACACAUGCACACACACACACCCACUCUCACAUGCACACACACACGCACUCUCACACAUGCACGCACACACACACACACACCCUCCACACACACACACACACACACACACACACACACACAGACACACACACACACACAGACACACAGACACACAUACACGCACACACUCAAACUCUCUCACACACACACACACACACACACACUCACACUCUCUCAGACACACACACUUACACUCUCACACAUAUCCUCACACACAUGCUCACACACACGCUCACUCACAUGCACACAUACACACACACUCUCACACACACUCACUCUCACAUGCACACACACACAUGCACACAUUCACAUACACACGCACACACAUGCACGUACACAUGUAAAAAACACACACACACACACACAUGCUUGCACACACGCAUGCAUAUAUGAACAAAACAAAAAAAAACACACACACGCACACACAUACAUACAUGCUUACACCCAUCCCCAAAAAUGGGAGAGACUCAUUCAGUAAGAAAUAAAAACUUCACUACACGCAAGAGACACCAACCUAAAUAAGCAACAGGAAACAAGCAGGCAGAAGGUUUCUUUUAAUGGUUUAACAAAAAAUAAGAUACACAGUAUUUAUUGUAGGUUGUACAUAGUAUGAUUCUGUGGAUUUCUUUGUACUUAAAUAGAAAAAAGGCUCUUUGUGUAUAGAUAACUUCUGGGCAAAUAUUGUUAUUAUUGUUAUUGUGAUAAUUAAUUUUAAUAUUGUUGUUAUUAUUACAAAAAUCUUAAUUUUUCAUCAGCGACAAUUCUAUAUUGAAAGUGUAUACUGCAGUAACUAAGGGGAAAAAGGGUUUUUAUAACUAGGGAACAGGACUGACAGAUGGAUUAUAGGUAGAACCUUCCGGUUUUUACUGAUGACAUGGUACUUUGACACAGAAUUUGAAAGAUGUGAUGGAGACUUGGUUCCUGCAGCCACCAAAUAGCACAGACACACACACAUACACAUGCACACACACACAUACACACACGUACACACACUAUCUCUUGUGGAAAGCACUGCUGUAUAAUUUCAUUGCCUCCAUAAGUGUCCAUGUUUCUAAAAGAAACAAUCUUAACAGACACCUUUCAACUGAACCAAAAAUCCUCCCACGCUUUCAGUAGCUUCUUCCAUAAAUGGGCGAGGUACGUCCAUUUGAUGUUCUCUCUCAGAACAUGUUCUAUCUACCUUUGUCGUGUCAACAGUUUGUUUUUUUCACUGUAUUUGUUACUCUUUUGUGAGUCUGGUCUCUUCCAAAACAAUCUUCAACACGUGUUGUUUUUUUUCCAUGUGUAUAUAUUACUGCUAAAUACUGUACCUGUGAUAUUAUAAAAGUUGAAAAAAUUGGUUUUCUUUGGGGGUAAAAUCAUUUGCCUGUGAAGGGGAUAAUAGGGUUGCAUUGCAUGACAUUUCUAAAGCACCAUAGAAUUAAAAAGUAGACCUUUAAAAUAUAAGCCGUUACAUAUUUAUAGAUCAACAUAAUGUCAUCAGUCAUGGUAAUGUAAAAAAGAGGGUAAAUACCCUUCUGAUCAGCUGGACAUGUAGAAGCCUAGAACCUCGAUGGUUGAUUUAAAAUCUGGGUAGAAUGGAGAAGACAUGUUGGGGCAUGUGUCUGAUAUGGAAGCUGAAAGAAAGUCACAUCAUUUGGGCCUCUGGCCGAACUUGAACAGGGUAAUUGUUACGCUCCAUUGCUUCUUCUUAUCAAUUCUCAACACUGCUGUUUGAGCUGCCAAGCUCAGGCAGUCAUACCUCUCCCGUCCUAGGCAAAUGGUGUUUCCAGAUAACAUAUAUAGGCUUAUGUGGCCUAUAGAAAGGACACUGAAGCCCUAAUAGGCAUCAGCUCCUCCGUUUCUGACCCAAUCGUGUAACGGAUUUCUGAGGCAUGAGUUGGCAUGUGAACAUCCGUUACAGAAUGUGAUGUCACUCCUUCAGAAGCAGUAAGAGUACAACUAGUUCCCUUGGCUGGUGACCUUGGUCUUUAGCUCAGCGGUCUAACCGUUUCUCUUGUUGUGAAGAGAAGCGACAAGGGUGGUGGUUUAGAACCCAGAGUCAAUCUACCAUUAUAUACAUUAGAAUUGAGCCAGGGCUGAUAUGCAUUGUAUGGCUAUCAGGGUGGGGCUUGGCUAAAGGGAGACACUAGCACAUAACAGAUCGUGGCAGAUAUUGCCAAUUUCUUGCUGCUUACCCAAUUACAUGGAAAAGUAAACCAAGCACAGGUUAAACAAUAAAGGAAGCCUCCAUCUCCUUGACCAAGCAAUAUCAUUUUGGCUACACGUACAGAGACAUAUACUGUAUGUAUAUACACAUCGGGAACUUUUAAACAGAGCGUGACUCAUACCAAAAUCUUGGGAAGCUGGCUUUUCAUUGUGUGCAUGAAAUCUAUGUGUACUGUAUAUAAAUAUGGAACAAAAAAGCUAUGUUGCUGUCUUUAUUAAAUAACAAGAAACAAGUGAAUGUGUAUCUUUUGUGAAUUAAUGUCCGUAAAAAGCCUGAGGAACUGACUCAAGGUAGUAAAAAGAGUAAUGAAAGUCUAUACGACGGAGAAAUGUGAAGAUCCUUGACAUUGGGCCACUUUCUCCUUUUAUACUUUCUUCUCAUUUGUUUAGAAGAGGAGUGUCCAAUCCUAUCCAAAAGGGGCUGGCGUGGGUGCAGGUUUUUGUUUUAGCCCAGCCCUAAGACACCUGAUUCUACUUAUCAAGGUCUCGAUUGAAGGUCAUGAUUAGUCAGUUAGUUGAGUCAGAUAUCUCAGUGCUGAGCAGAAAUCUGUACCCACACCAGCUUUUUUCAGAUAGAAUUGCACACCCCUGGUUUAGAACAUACUGUUUCACCAGACUGCUCCUGUUUAACCACCUGUGCUUAAACAGGGUUACAACAGAAGAUUGUACAAUUUGUUAGUAUUUUUUAAAUGCUUGUCUUUAGUUUCUUUUUGUGUUUUUAAAGAAAGAAUAUUCAGUUGUUGAAUAAGACUAAAUGCACAGGUGAUGUUAUUGUAAUGACUCGUGUUAAAUUACUCUUCCCCUUUCAUUGUUGAUGUUGCUGACUAAUAAAUUAAAGCUCUAUAUUUUAUAAGAA
Molecule: messenger RNA, 5956 nt
Organism: Conger conger (European conger)
Lineage: Eukaryota; Metazoa; Chordata; Actinopteri; Anguilliformes; Congridae
Product: semaphorin-3F-like
Exons: 19
Coding region: 353-2749 (798 amino acids)
Biological process (GO): negative chemotaxis; axon guidance; semaphorin-plexin signaling pathway
Molecular function (GO): semaphorin receptor binding; chemorepellent activity
Source: RefSeq, a predicted model, not a curated record